This is a messenger RNA of Prosopis cineraria, 3176 nucleotides long. RefSeq names its product protein LONGIFOLIA 1. The record is from RefSeq and is a predicted model, not a curated record. Gene Ontology annotation, biological process: regulation of monopolar cell growth. NCBI's taxonomy places the organism in Eukaryota, Viridiplantae, Streptophyta, Magnoliopsida, Fabales, Fabaceae.
UAAUAAUGGCCGGUAUAAUUUCUAGUAGUGUAGUAUAACGGAUCAAGAACCAGGUUGGGUUGCUUCUGAGGUGACUGCGCAUGAGAUGCAGAGGGAGUGCUCGAAGGCUCAGAAUUCGAGAGAGCACAGCCCACCGUGGCCGUAUUCUCUCUCACAGCAUCUUCUCCCCACUUCAAAGAACCACUGCCACCCCCAAUCCAAAAGUGAGUGGGCGCGCGCCUUUCUCUUCAUCGCACGACCCUGUCAUUACUAAAUGACCCCCUCCCGGCACACGUUCGCCAUUUUUCAAAAUCUCAAGGCCCUUAUCGUCUUUUCUCCUCACCCUUCAUCUCCUUUAAUUAAUUGCGCCCACCUCCCCCUUUUAAAGAACCACAAAAGCGGGAGUCUCCGAGCACUCCCCCACCCUGCGGCAAAGCGGAAUGUGAAAAUGGAGGCUUCUCUGUGACGUUAUCACUCUUCUCUGACACCCCGUCUGCAUCAGGAACCUCCACCCGCCACCAUGACGACGGGCAUCGGCCACGACCAGAACCUAGAAAAACAGUUUCACAAGCAAAUGGGCUGCAUGGCUGGCUUCCUUCAGAUCUUCGAUCGCCACCAGAUACUCACCGGCAAGCGCAUCUACUCCGCCAAGCGGCUUCCCCCCUCCGAUGUGGCGAAUUCGUCACCGGAACCGCUUCACUUUGUUAGCUCCCCAGCGAAAUGCAGAGAAGUGGAGACCCAGCCGCCGAGAUCAGCACCGUCGCCGGACCGUGGGAAACAGAGUCCCUCCAGGGAGCCCCGGUCUCCAGCGCCCGAAUCUCAAACCAACGUGCCCCUUCCUCUUCCCGUUUUUGAAUUCAAGGAAGGCACGAGGUCUUCUUGGAAGUUCGCCAGAGAAGCUCCCAGGCUAUCCUUGGACAGCAGAGCAGUAGUGGACGCCAAGGGCACCCUACACCCGAGGGGGAUCCGAACGAGUUCUACAAUGUUAUCGUCCGAUCGAUGUGAGAAUCCAGCUGACGCUGCGGAGAGUGAUAGCGAGAAACAGCGUCGAUCGACUAGCGUGAUAGCCAGGCUCAUGGGGCUGGAAUCUUUACCGGAUUCGGAUCCUGAACCGGUCAAGAAUGCUGAACUCCGAAGAUCCGCUUCUGAGUCCAGAGUUAGCAGAGAUCUGUUCCAGCAUCGUUACUUUGACAGUAACAAUAUUCAGCGAAAGCAGUUACAGCUGCAGUCAAACAGUCAGGUUAACAUUUCCAGCAAUGUAGCCAGGGACCAUGCAGCAGCCAUCGACAAUCGUCGUGUAUACAAUAUCAGACCGGCAGAUCCAAAAGAAUUUGCUGUACGAAAUGGCAAGACAGAGCCUGCAAAAACUCCUCCUAGGGGAAUAGGACAAAAGAAGGGUUUCUUUGAUUCCGCUGACUUUUUCCCCGAGCCAAAGCACACUGUAUCAAUCUACGGGGAGAUUGAGAAGAGGUUGAAGAUGAGGGGAAUUGAUGAACCAUCUAAGGAUCUCGAGACUCUCAAGCAUAUCCUCGAGGCUCUGCAGCUCAAAGGUCUGUUACAUUCCAAGAAAUCCUCAUCACAAGCCAACCAGAAGAACUUCGUGUUUGACGGCAGCAUCUCAGCGAAUGAAUCCCCGAUUGUUGUGAUGAAGCCAGCAAGAUCUCCGUCUUCAUGGAAUCGACCUGGAAGGGUCGGUUGUGACUCUCCGCCCUCGAGCUUUCGAUCGAGUCCUCGAGCUCGAGGUAACAUGAAUCUUGGCAACGAGACUCUUCCCACAGUGAGUCCGACGCGUGAAAGGCCAGAGUUGAAUUGGACUGCACGAAAUCAGCCCAGAGUCAGAAACUUGAGCUUGCCCACUCGCAGCGAAAGCAGUGUGAAGAGCCCAAGCCGGAGUAGGCUUAUGAACAUGGAGGAACAGAGGAAAGGGAAUGACUCUGUUAGUCAGAGAAGAAUCUGUCCAGUUCAUUCCCCAAAACUAGGUAGCAGAAGGAAUGUACCCCAUCGGCAAGUGACGACGAAUCGAUCGCCGAGAAUGAGAAAACCGGCGGCUGAGAUAUACGUGAAGGAGAAGGAGUUGAGUGUAGCAGAGGAUGAAUCAUCCACUAUUUCGGAGAGCAGCAUUAGCACGUCUUCGCAGACAGAUACAGAGAGAUGCAAGUUGGAGGAGCACAAGGAAGGGAGAAUUCUAUUGGAGAGGUGUGACAAGUUGCUGCACAGCAUAGCCGAAAUAACAGCGAGCGAGUUGCAGCCAAGUCCAGUCUCAGUGCUGGACUCGUCUUUUGACAAGGACGAGUGUUCAUCACCAUCUCCAGUCAUGAAGCGGUGCAUUGAUUACAGAGAACAACCGGUGGAGUCGGAGGAGGACAUGUGGAGUGCAGCAAUAGGUUUCUUAGGAGGAGCCAAAUCGGAGGAGACAUCCGAGGAUUACGACUUUGUUUACGUAUCGGAAAUCCUGCGAGCAUCCAAUUACUUCCCCGAAGACAGCGACAUUUUCUUAUUACUGGAGAAGCAGCAGUAUCUCAAGGGGAAGGACACCUCCAAAGCAUCUACGCUUCAAAGAAGACUGAUCUUCGACACCAUACACGAAAUCCUGAAGCGGAGCAAACAACUACCACCGUGGAAGGCAAUUUCGUGGAUCCGACAGAGGCCAUUGUUGGCGAGAAUAUGGUCGGAGUUCCGGCAGAUCCGAAGGGAGAAGAGGAACGAGGACAUGAACGGAUGGGAAGAUUGCCCCGUGGAGAUGGGCGAGGCUGUUCUGGACAUCGAACGUCUCGUGUUCAAGGAUCUCAUCGGCGAAACCAUACGAGACCUCGCCCAAUCGUCUAACAGGCUCUCGGCCCUCCGUAGGAAAUUGGUCUUUUGAAAUCCAAUUAGGAAUGCCAGGGAAUGAAGAAAGCUAGACCCCAGAAAAAAGGGGGAAACGAGGAACAAAGAGAGAGAGAUGAAGAAAAGGGUCGAUUUUGGGUUGCGUAGCACCUUUACCUCUGCCUAAUCAUUUUUUAUCCCUUUUUUAGAGAAGGAAUUAGGAAUCUGGAAGCUGAAAUCUAGGCAAAUCGAAGGAUGAGUAUUUUAUUUGGGUAUAAAUAAAGGUGGCAUUUACUGUAAAUGCAAAAAAAGGCUUCUGGGAGAAUUACUUCCAACACCAACAGGACAUGAACCUGAUCAUGAAAAAAAGUGGCAUUUACUGUUUUCCAUGA